Molecule: messenger RNA, 1154 nt
Organism: Cucurbita pepo subsp. pepo (vegetable marrow)
Lineage: Eukaryota; Viridiplantae; Streptophyta; Magnoliopsida; Cucurbitales; Cucurbitaceae
Product: prefoldin subunit 3
Biological process (GO): tubulin complex assembly; microtubule-based process; protein folding
Cellular component (GO): prefoldin complex; cytoplasm
Molecular function (GO): tubulin binding
Source: RefSeq, a predicted model, not a curated record
GGGUCGCUGAAUCUCAUUUUCCAGAAAAGAAAUUUAUUGGUUGUUUUGAUUUUUAUUCUGUGGAGGUUUUGGGUUUUUCUUCCAAUCGGAAAUGGCUACCGCAACGUUGUCUUCCUCUUCUUCUUCUUCUUCCGGCACCGUUGUCAGUGACAGAAGAGGAAUUCCGGCGGCUCAGUUCGUGGAGGACGUUCGUAUCUAUCUCUCUAAUUUAGGCCUCGAUGUUCAAUCCGCCCUUGCUUUUCUCCAGGAGCGACUUCAGCAAUACAAGUUAGUUGAGAUGAAACUCCUUGCUCAACAAAGGGACCUGCAGGCAAAGAUUCCAGACAUAAAGAAGUGUUUGGGUAUAGUUGCUACUUUACAAGCAAAGAAGGACGCAGCCACUGGUGAGCCACUUGUAGCAGAUUUUGAGAUCUCUGAGGGCAUAUAUUCCCGGGCUCGCAUUGAGGAAACUGAGUCAGUUUGUUUAUGGCUUGGUGCAAAUGUCAUGCUGGACUAUUCAUGUGAAGAGGCCACAGCCCUCCUACAGACGAACCUGGAUAAUGCUAAAGCGAGCUUAGAAGUUCUUGUUGCUGAUCUACAGUUUUUGAGGGACCAGGUGACAAUAACACAGGUGACGAUAGCCCGUGUUUACAAUUGGGAUGUUCAUCAGCGUCGAGUUCAGCUAGCUGGCACCAGUGUAGAAAGCUCGUAAGUUUUUUUCGAGCCCUCAUAUUUCAUUGUUGGUGGAGAAUCCAUUUCUUGAUUGGCAGUACCGUCCUGAUCCAUACAUACCUUCUGAAUUAGGCCAUUCAAAAUUUUCCUUUAUUGUCAUUAUCAAAAAAAUGAACUUUUUUAUUUAUGGGUUCUGAUCGCAUCUACACUUUCAAAAGUGAUGCUUAUAUCUAGGAUGAGAUUCGUUAUGAAAUUAGGUAGCUUUUGUGUGCCUGUUCUGUUACAUUUGUUAGAUUCUGCUGCUGUAAGUUUCGGGUUGAUGGUCGUCGGGUCGUCAUCCCGGUUACGUUACUUGGUUGAGGGUGUAUUUGCUUUGAGAAUCCCAUCUUUAUAACUUUAUGUAUUUGCUUUCAAAAUCGCUUUCGAGUGGUUUUAGGUUUGUAUGGGUUUAGUCUUCCGUGAAAGUAAAAGGAAAAGGGGAAAUGAAUUCAAACAAGUUUUUA